AUGAUCAUAAGGAGAUCGAUGGUCCUAGCCCUGGUCCUGGGACUCUUGUCGGUGGACCAAAAUGGCGGCCAGGCUAGCGGCGACGAGGAACACGCGGCCGGUUACUAUCCGCGCAGCCUACCUCAAAGGGUGAUGCGGCUGGUGCCGCGAAGGUCGCCGAUGUUACCGCAGGACAGCGCCACGAUGGGCCUGGCGAUGCAGAGCAGAGCCGUGGACACGAGGGUACAGCUGGAGGUCAGGGAGGGAGAGCCAAAGGGUACGCUGGUCGGUCUCAUACCGGUGAAGCCAGGCUUCAUCUACAGGUUCAACGAGCCUCCUCAAGAGUUUGUACUAGACCCAGAGACCGGUAAAAUUCGAACAGCCAAAGUGUUGGACAGAGAAGCGUUGAGCAGCGACAGGUUCGAUCUGGUGGUGCUCUCCAGCCAGCCUACAUACCCCAUCGAGGUGAGGAUCCUCGUGUCCGACAUAAACGACAACGACCCCGAGUUCCCGGAGUCGAGCAUCGCGGUCAGCUUCUCCGAAUCGGCCGUGGUGGGCACGAAGCUGCUCCUGGACGCGGCCACGGACAGAGACACGCCCGAGAACGGUGUCGCGGACGAUUACUUCAUAGUAGACGGGAACACGGACGGGAAGUUUCGACUGGAGGUGACUGGCAACCCUACCGGUGAAACGUCCUAUCUGCACUUGGAGACUACCGGUAAAUUGGAUCGCGAACAGGUGGAGUUCUACUCGUUGAACGUGUGCGCAAGAGACAGAGGACGACCUCCUAGGCUAGGGUACCUAUUGGUGAACGUCACCGUGCUGGACGUAAAUGACAACCCACCGAUAUUCCAGCAGAGCGACUACGUGGUGGCUCUGAACGAGAGCGCCCCGGUGGGCACCAAGGUACUCACCGUCCACGCCACCGACAAGGACUCCGAGGACAAUUCGAAGCUCACGUACUAUCUACCUGACACGGAGAGACAGUUCACGAUAGAUCCGGAGACGGGCACGAUCACUACCGUGGAGCCUCUGGAUUGCCCUCAGCAGAGCUGCACGAUCGCGGCCCGUCCGGGCGGCGGUUGCCCGAAGAGCUGCGUCAUAACGGUCUUCGGUCGAGAUCACGGCUCGCCGAGGCAGGACGGAAGAACCUACGUAACGGUGAAUCUAUUGGACGCGAACGAUCACGAUCCCGAAAUAAAGUUCAGCUACUAUCCGUCCACGCCAGGGUACGCAACUGUGGACGAGAACGCUGUGAAGGACUCGAUCGUCGCUGCUGUGGCGGUGAUCGACAACGACGAGGGUCUGAACGGCGAGACCACCGUCGAGAUUCGCGCGGGCAACGAACUGGGACACUUCAGGCUGGACAACGCGCCCCGUUUCGAUAUCGUACGCGUGAACGGGAGACUGGACCGCGAGGAGAUACCGAAAUACAAUCUGACCGUGGUCGCCACCGAUAAAGGCACGCCGCCCCGUUCCGCGACCGCCUAUCUCGUGAUCCACGUGAACGAUGUUAACGACCACGAACCGGUCUUCCAGCAGAGCGAGUACUCGGCGGUGCUGUCGGAGCUCUCGCCUACCGGCAGCUUCGUCGCCAGUAUCUCAGCCACGGACGCGGAUUCCGGGCUGAACGCUAGGAUUUAUUACGAUUUCGACUCCGGGAACGAGCAGGGCUGGUUCGCGAUCGAUCAGGACACCGGUCUGGUCACCACGGUGGCCACGCUGGACAGAGAGGUGCAGGGUAGCAUAGAGCUGCACGUGUCCGCCAGGGACGGCGGACCUAAUCCCAAGUACGCGUCCACGCACCUCAAGGUCACCAUACUGGACGAGAACGACGAGGCGCCUAGGUUCUCGCAGAGUGUAGUGGAAGUGACAUUAUCUGAGAACACGCCGCCUCAGAGCCUGGUGGCUACGCUGACCGCGGUGGACAACGACCAGGGGACCAACGGAAGCGUCGCGUACAGUUUCCACUCCAGCGUGUCGAGGGACUAUCCGAAAACGUUCGCUCUGGACGGACUGUCCGGCCAGCUGACCACGAAGAUCGGCCUAGAUCGCGAGACCACCGCGGAGUACAGGAUCCUGGUGAUCGCGAAGGACCAAGGAUCGCCGCCGCAAACGUCUACAGCUACGGUAGUCCUGACUCUCGAGGACGUGAACGACAACUCGCCGGUGUUCUAUCCCUGGAGGUAUCUGAUGCCCAUACCGGAGGACGCACCUCCAGGAACCACCGUGGGGAAGGUGACAGCGACAGACGCGGACGCCAGGGAGAACGCUCAAGUAAGAUACACCUUGGAGUCGGGUGGAGAAGGCCUAUUCGCGGUGGACGAACGUACCGGAGAGAUAGCUCUUCAGGGUUCCCUCAGAGUCGCCCAUAAAACUCUCUACGAACUGAAGAUCUCAGCGAAGGACACAGGGGACAGAACAGCUAGCAGGAACGCUCUCGUGGAGAUCAUACGCGAGGAAGACUUGGAGACUCUGGAGUUCGACACGUACAAUGGCUACGAGUUUCGCGUGGCGGAGGACAGGGGCGAGUGCAGCUCGAUGCCCAGCGUGUUUGGACGCAACGUUGGGACCGUCCAGGUGACCCAGUACGGGGCCUCGAAGGUCUCUUACGCGAUGGUGUACGGGGACCCCAAGGGGAGCUUCAAGAUAGACGAGACCACCGGGACUAUCAGCACCUCUGGCUGCCUGGACCGCGAACAGGUGGCCUACUACAGCCUCCAACUGUCCGCGAGAGCGGGUCUAGCGUACGGCCAGACUUCUGUCAACAUCACGGUGCUGGACGUCAACGACAACCCGCCUAGGUUCCCCAAAGGAGAGAUAGGCGACGAGGUGUAUCUGAAGGAGAACGCGGCCGUGGGCCAGGAGGUGUGUCUGGCCCGCGCCAGGGAUCGCGACGCGGGCGCCAACGCGAGGAUAAUCUAUUCCCUGACGCACAACCCGGGUGGGCAGUUCAGGGUCGCUGAAAACUCUGGGAUCAUCUACUUGGACAAGCCAGUCAGAGCGGCGCCAGGCACCGUGCUGCACUUGGAGGUCACGGCUACGGAUUCUGGGAACCAGCCGCUGUCGGCGCAACACCAGGUCAGGGUGACCAUCCAGGACGUGAACGAUCACACGCCUGUGUUCAAACUAACGAGUUACGAGACGUCGCUGCCGGAAUCGACGCCGGUGAACGAUAGAUUCUUUUCACUGACGGCCACCGACGUCGACCUCGGCGCCAACGGAAGGGUUUUAUACAGCGUUACUGACGGGAACACCGAGGGUCGCUUUGGGAUAUUUCCUGACGGACAAUUGUACGUGAAGAAUGUCCUCGACCGAGAGGAACAGGACUACUACGCGCUGGAGGUGAUGGCGACCGACCAGGGCAGCCCGUCGAGGAACUCGGUGGUACCGGUGGUCGUGCACAUCAUCGACGAGAACGACAACGCGCCCGAGUUCACAAAUUCUAGCUUCAUCUUCCACCUACGCGAGAACGAGCCACCGGACACGUUCGUGGGCAAAUUGCUGGCCACCGAUCGGGACGUGGGUCGCAACGCGGAUCUGAUGUUCUCGCUGCCGGCUAGUCAACAGGACUUCAUCGUCGACCCGAGGAACGGUUUCAUCAAGUCGCUGCGCGUGUUCGACAGGGAACUCCUGGUGACCAACACCGGGAGCAGCUACGUCACCUUGGAGGCGACCGUCACCGACAACGGGGCGAACCGUCUGAGGGAUCGGGUCAAGGUUAUCAUCUACAUCACCGACGUGAACGACAACGUGCCGCAGUUCCAGAGGCUGCCGUACAGGGUGCAGGUGAACGAGGGCGCCGCGACGGGUACCCAGUUGCUCAGGGUGUACACCACAGACGCCGACGAGGGUUUGAACGGUGACGUGUUCUACUCGCUGGAGGAUGGAAACCAACGGGGACGAUUUGCCAUCGACGAGGCGACGGGACAGAUCUCUCUGAUGAAGGAACUAGACCGCGAGACUACCGACGCGUACGUUCUGACGGUGGUGGCGCACGACGCCGGGCUGGAGACCCGUCUGUCGUCCAGCACGAGCGUCCACAUCGAGGUGCUGGACGAGAACGAUAACGUUCCGCGGUUCGUGGACAAUAAAUCAAGGAUCGCCGUGCUGGAAACGACGCGGACGAACACGGAACUGGUCAGGUUCAAAGCCACGGAUAACGAUCUGGGACCCAACAGCGAGCUGGCGUUCGCUAUAUCCGCGGGCAACCGACGCGAUACCUUCUACAUCGAUCCCUUGACGGGAACGUUAUACUUGAGGAAACCGCUGGAUUACGAGGAGCUGGAGAGAUACGUGCUGAACGUGACUUGCAGCGACGGCGGUCAUCCGCGUCUGAGCUCGGUGACGACGCUGAUCGUCGAGGUGAUCGACGCGAACGACAACCCGCCCGUGUUCCCGAACACGGCGAUCGCCAGGCAGAUCAGAGAGGGGAUCCUGGUCCACACGCCUAUAGUGACCAUCACAGCGGAGGAUCCCGACUCGAACGAGAACGGAAUAGUAACCUACUCUAUAGCUAGUCAAGAUCCCGAGGAUCAGGUGCGCAGAUUCGGUAUAAAUCCAUCGACGGGCGUGAUCCACACGUUGUUGCCGAUCGAUCGCGAAGAGGUGGACACGUACAAGCUGGUGGUGGUGGCCACGGACAGCGCCCAACCACCCAGCGCCAGACUGUCCGCCGAGAAGCUGGUGAUCGUGAUCGUCGAGGACAUCAACGACAACGCGCCGAUUUUCGUCAGCAUGUCGGCGGUGGUGCUGCCCCUGAAAGGAAAUUACCAGUUUCAGAAAGAGAUAACGGUCAGCCAGCUGCUAGCCAGGGACCUGGACUCGAGCACGAACGGUCUGGUUACCUACGAGCUGCUCAGAUCGAGCGUCAACUACUCGGACAUGUUUCGAAUACACCGCAACACCGGCCACCUGACCAUGAGGCUGCCGCGAUCGUUCAAGAACAGUCUCGAGCGGGUGGCCAAGUACCAGGUAGACGUACGAGCCACCGACGAGGCCGUGCAGGCCGAACGACGCUCCACGGAGACAUAUCUGACCCUGAUUGUGCCCGGCGAGGACGGUGACGAUCAACCGAUUUGGGAACACCGCGGUCAGAUAGAAGGCAGCGUGUACGAGAACGAACCGAUCGGCACGAGCAUUUUGAGAGUGACCGCGCGCAGCCGUAGAUCGAACAUCGAUCUCGAGUAUUACGUGACGAACGUGACCGCUGGUAGCGGCGGCCCGCAGGUCGACAGAUUGUUCGACGUCGACGCGAAGACGGGCGUGCUGUCGACGGCCGCCGCACUCGACAGGGAAACCGGGAUCCAGUGGUACGAGGUGGAGCUGUACGCCAUCGGUGUCGGCGGCACCAGGCCCAGUACGACGUCUACCAAAGUUCGCGUGAUGGUUCUGGACAAGAACGACGUGGCGCCGACCUGGGGCCCCGGCACCUGGAAAUUCAAAAUCUCCGAGGAGGCGCCCCCCAACACCGUCGUCACGGUCCUGAAGGCGUUCGAUCCGGACACGAUAGGGACGCUGACGUACACCCUGGUGCCGAAUCAUCGUCCUGGAUCGAACCAGGAGAACCAGGAGACCGACGAGGAGAGCCAGUUCAAGCUUCAUCCGACCACGGGACAACUGACGCUCGCCGAGGCCCUCGACAGAGAGACCAGAGAAAAAUAUGUCCUGAAAGUUCGAGCCGAUGAUGGAUUGCAACACACCGACGUCACGUUAACCAUCCAGGUGACGGACACGAACGACAACGCGCCUACGUUCCAGAGCACCGCGUACUCGUUCGACGUGCCGGAGAACAUGCCGCGUGGCAGCAGGAUCGGUCAGGUCGUCGCGACGGACGCCGACGCCGACGGACCCAACAGCCAAUUGAGCUACACGCUGAUAUCCGACUGGGCGAACGACGUAUUCUCCCUGAAUCCCAGCACCGGGGUGUUCACGCUCACGGCCAGCCUCGAUUACGAGCAGGUGCAACACUACAUCUUGGUGGUCCAGGCGACCGACGGCGGGAUCCCGGCGCUUUCGUCGACGGUGACGGUCUAUUGCAACGUGGUGGACCUGAACGACAACGCGCCUAUCUUCGGGGCUGGUCCCCACGCGGCUGACAUUGUGGAGAACACGACGAUUGGUACCCCUGUUCUGACGGUGGCUGCUCAGGACUUAGACUCCGGUGACAAUGGAAAGGUGAUCUACGCUGUUGCCGGUGGUGACGAGAACGGGGACUUUGGGGUUGCUCCUAAUGGCACCCUCUUCACCCGGAAGCUGCUCGACAGGGAACAGAAGCCGCUGUACAAUUUGGUGCUCAGCGCCACCGACAAUCCUCUGCCGCCAGCUCGACCACUCUCGACCACCGUGCAGGUGACCGUGGUGCUGCUGGACGUGAACGACAUGUCGCCGGAGUUCAUAUCGCCGACGAAGAUUUCGAUAAUAGAAAACGCGCCGAGCAACACGGUGGUGAUGGCCAUUAAGGCGGUGGACAGGGACGAAGGACGAAACGGAUACGUGGAGUACUCCCUGGAGGACACGACGCUUCCCUUCACCGUGGGCCCCGUGGACGGGCUGCUGCGCGUAUCUGGCUCGCUGGAUCGCGAAUUAAGGUCAAACUACACCUUGGAGGUAACCGCGAAAGACCGCGGUGAACCACCGAGAUCGUCCUCGACCACAGUCACUGUCACGGUCCUCGACGAGAACGACAAUUCACCGGUCUUCGACCCGCGACAGUACUCCGCCACCGUCGCCGAAAACGCCAGCAUCGGGGCCAGCGUUCUUCAGGUGUCUGCGAUGGACAGGGACGAGGGCGCGAACGGAAGGGUGAGAUACAGUAUCGCGAUGGGGGACGAUAACCGGGACUUCACCAUCUCGGAGGACGGCGGGGUGAUCAGGGUGGCGAAGAACUUGAACUUCGAGCGCAAGUCCAGGUACCAUCUGACCAUUCGAGGGGAGGAUUGCGCGUCAGAGGUCGGAGAAACGCCACGUGGUGACACUGCCCAGGUCACCGUCACUGUCCUGGACAUAAACGACAACGCGCCCGUCUUCUUGGACUCGCCGUACCUGGCACACGUGAUGGAGAACAUGGUACCACCUGGUGGAGGAUUCGUCAUACAGGUGAAAGCUUACGAUGCAGACACACCACCUUACAACGACCAGGUGAGAUACUUCCUGAAGGAGGGCGACACCGAUUUAUUUCGCAUCAACGCCAGUACCGGGGACAUAUUCCUGCUUCGACCCCUCGACAGGGAACUGGUCCCGGAAUACACCCUCACUCUGGUGGCCAUGGACACUGGUUCUCCGCCGCUGACUGGAUCGGGCAUCGUUAGGAUCGUCGUGCUGGACGUCAACGAUCACAGUCCAGAAUUCACCAGGCAGGAAUACAGGGCGACGGUCACCGAGAACUCGGCUUCCGGUACGUGGGUCGCGAAACCCCACGCCACGGACAAAGACGAGGGCCUGAACGCCAAGAUCAGAUACAGUCUACUGGGUGAGAAAUCGGAACGGUUCACGGCGGACCCCGACUCGGGGGAGGUUUUCACCCUGGUGCCCCUGGAUCGAGAACAAACCGCAGUGUACCAUUUGACGUUGGUUGCCCAGGAUUCUAGUCCAACGGAGCCCAGAGCUUCUGCUGUUAAUUUGACUAUUCUCGUGAAGGACGUGAACGACAACGCCCCCAGGUUCUCCAGUCCAAGGUACACGGCGUACGUGCCUGGUGCCACCAAACCAGGGGAUUUCGUGUUCGGCGCGAAAGCGGUGGACGACGACGACGGCGAGAACUCCCGGAUCGUCUACCGUCUCCAGGGAAUGGACGCCGAGAGGUUCGCGAUCGACUCGAACAGCGGCGUGAUAAGAGCCACGCAGGAGUUGGCCAACGACGAGACCACGUACCAGUUGCAAAUCCAGGCGUCCGAUUGCGGCGCGAGGCCCCAAUCCGUCACCGCCGACUUGGUGAUACAUCUGUGGGAGAGGCAGCUGUUCCCCAGCUUUCGACCCACCAUGAACACCAGGUUCACCCUGCCGGAGGACGUGCCAGAGGGCAGAGCGAUCACGAAGUUGAGCGCAACUACACCGAAAGUCGGGGUGGCCAGCAAUCUUGUCUACGGGAUGGCUGGUGGAAACGUUGGAGAUGCUCUGAGGAUCGAUCCUCACACUGGAGAGGUGUUAGUCGCGUCUGGCUUCGAUUACGAAACCGCACCGUACUACGAAGCCUGGAUCGAGGUUCGCGAUUCGGACACGCCAGCUUUGAGGAGCGUCGUCCAACUCCUGGUAAACGUCACAGAUGCAAAUGACAACGCACCCAUCAUGGAAGCGUCCAUUUACAACGCCACGGUGCCAGAGGACGAGUAUCCGCCAUUGUUCGUCAACAAGGUCUUCGCGAAGGACCGCGACUCCGGGGAAAAUGGCCAGGUGUCUUAUUAUUUGGUCAACGAUUUCACGGAGACCUUCAUGAUCGACUCGGACACCGGGGAAAUUAGCACCAACGCGAAACUGGAUCGCGAAGAGAUUGCUUCCUAUGAGUUAGUGGUGGAAGCCAGGGACCAAGGUCAGCCAUCUUUAACAGGCACAGCUACCGUUCUGGUCACUGUCCUGGACAAGAACGACAAUCCACCGCACUUCACGCGUCUGUUCAGCGUGAACGUGACGGAGAACGCGGAGAUCGGCACGUUCGUAAUUAGGAUAACGAGCAGCGACCCGGACAUCGGUCAGAACGCCAACGUGACCUACAGUUUCACCGAGAAUCCCGGAAUGAAGUUCUCCAUCGACGCUCUGAGCGGCAACGUGACAGUAGAUGGACACCUGGACAGGGAAGAACAGGAUGAGUACUUGUUGAAGGUGGUGGCAGCGGACGGAGCCUGGGGGACAUCAACGCCCCUGACAAUAACCAUUCAGGACCAAAACGACAACGCACCGGAGUUCGACGAGGAUUCUUACCAUUUUCAUUUCCCAGAAUUGCAGCCACCUGUAGCACACGUUGGCCAGGUCACCGCGAUCGAUCGCGACAAGCAAGGACCCAACUCGGUGAUAUCCUACAGCCUCCUGCAGCCCUCCGACCUCUUCACCGUGGACCCAGCGACCGGGGACGUGUUCAGCAAGAAGACUCUGCGCUACAAGCACACGCAUCGUCCAUCUUCGCCGGAGAAUCUGUAUUCCCUGACUGUGGUGGCUACCGACAACGGGAAGCCCCCUAUGUCCUCUAAAACAGUGAUCUACGUGAGCGUCGUGGACGCCAACAACAACGCCCCCAAGUUCGAGCAACGAUCUUACCUCUACCCUGUCCCCGAGAACUACGGUGUUGGUAAACGCGUGAUACAGCUGGUGGCCAAAGACGACGCCGACUUUGGCGUCAACGCCGAGAUCAGUUAUCACCUGGUGAACGUGAACGGGAGCGAGUACUUCUCCAUCGACGAGACCACCGGAUGGAUCUACGUUCGCAAGAACCUGGCCCACGUGGCGGUUGGUACGACGUUCCUGCUGAAGGCUCGAGCCAUCGACAGAGGCGUACCACCUCAAAAAGACGAGGUAUCUUUGAGUCUAGUGAUAUCCGGGGAGAACAAACAUUCACCUACCUUCGCUGCGGUGAGCUACCAAGUCAGAGUCCCCGAAAACGAACCAGUCAACACCACCAUCCUCACCGUCAGCGCCACUGACGGCGACGACGGUCCCAACGGUAUGAUACGGUACAAGAUAUCCGCUGGAAAUGAGAGGAACGAGUUCUUUGUACACUACAUCACCGGAGCUGUGACUAUUCUGGAGCCUUUGGACUACGAUUUGGUGCAGGAGUAUCGGCUGAACAUCACCGCCACGGACUUGGGAUUCGAACCGAAGCUGGCUGUCGCUACGCUGACUGUGAACGUGUCGGAUAUCAACGACAAUCCACCCACCUUCGACCAGAAGGUCUACGAGGCCUUCUUGCCUGAGAACUCUCCGCCCGACAGCUUUGUUUACAAGGUGAUCGCUCGGGACAUCGACUCUCCAAAGUACGCGGUGGUGCAGUACAAUAUCCUGGGUGGUACCGGGAAGGAGCACUUCCGGAUCCGCGAGGACACCGGCGAUAUCACGUCUCUGAUCAGCUUCGACUACGAGGAGGCCAAUGAGUAUACCUUGGACAUAGUAGCGGCGAAUCCCGACUCGAAUCCCCAGAUGGUGGGCUUCACGACUGUCCAGGUGCACAUCACAGGCGUGAACGAGUACUAUCCUAAGUUCAUACAGCCGGUGUUCCACAUGGACGUGUCGGAGAGCGCCGAGGUGGGCACUUCCGUUGGCCUGGUGCAGGCGACCGACCAGGACGCAGGGGAAGACGGGCGCGUUUACUACCUUUUCGUGGGCUCGUCCAACGACCGUGGAUUCUCCAUUGGCUCUGAGACUGGUGUGAUUCGAGUGUCGCGUAGAUUGGACCGGGAGACGCAGAACAGAGUGGUGUUGACUGUGAUGACGAAGAACGGUGGUGGUAUCAGGGGCAACGACACCGACGAGGCUCAGGUUAUAGUCUCGAUUCAGGAUGGAAACGAUCCGCCAGAGUUCUUGCAGAGCGCGUACGACGCUACAGUUUCUGAGGGAGCCGUUCACGGGACUCGCGUCCUCACUGUCAGGGCGGUGGACAAGGACAUCAGACCGCAGAACAAUCAGUUCUCGUACUCCAUCAUCGGCGGUAACAUAGGUCAAGCGUUCAAAGUGGACCCACAAACUGGAGACAUCGAGACAGCCAAGCAGUUGGAUCGCGAGACGAUUCCAGCGUACGAUCUGACGAUUGGCGCUAUCGACACCGGUUCUCCGCCUCAGACUGGCACCGCGGUUGUCCACAUCGAGCUCCUGGAUAUCAAUGACAACGGUCCUGUCUUCGAUCCGCCGGAAGUGAUCGGUUACGUGAACGAGAACGAGCCUGCAGGGACGAUUAUAAUGACCCUGAGCGCCACCGAUCCCGAUCUGCCGCCGAACGGGGCUCCGUUCACGUACAGACUGGUCGGUGGCAGACAGGGCGACAUGGUCACCCUGGACAAACACACAGGGGUGCUCAAGACCACCAGAAGUCUGGACAGGGAGGCUAUGCCUCAACUGGAUCUUGUGAUCGAAGUAGAGGACUCUGGAAUACCACGAAUGAGAAGCGAGCACACGAUAACGGUCAUCGUGACGGACCAGAACGACAGUCCAUCGUCCCCCAGGUCGGUCCACGUGAUAGUUCACUCCUUCAACGAGCAGAUCCCGCUGGGUAAGAUCGCAGACGUGCACCCUAACGAUCCAGACAUUACUGGAAGCUACUCCUGCAAGAUUCUUCAAGGAGCCAAUUCCAAAAUCCUCAGCAUACCUGCUGCUUGUGAUCUGCACACGAAGAAAAUAACUCCAGGAGUUGGCUACUCCCUGAGCGUUUCCGGUAACGAUGGUCGCCAUCCAAACGUGGUGUCCAAAGUCACCGUAGAGUUCCUGGUCUUCACGAACACCACCAUCGAGAGCAGCGUGACCCUGCAGGUCUCCAAGCUGAGCGCCAAGGAUUUUUUAAGCCAGAAUUACCGCGCUCUGUUGGAUGUCCUGCAGGAGGAGAUCGACGUGGGCGACACUCUGAAGAUCUUCAGUCUUGGAGAGAACGCAUCCGAGUUGAACAUCCAUCUUGCAGUGGAAUCGCCUCUAGGUUACCGCACCAAGUAUGAGGUGACCGAAUUACUGAAUCGAAAUCGUGACAAAAUUCGAUCUCUCCUCGAGGGAACCACGUUCACCGUAGGGUACUCACCCUGCAAGCAUAUACCCUGCGAGAAUGGAGGCACCUGCAGCGACAAGUUGGCCAUCUACGACGACGCCAGGAUCACCGACAGCCAGGCAUUGAUCCUCACGUCUCCAAGGAUGAUGCACGAGAUGACCUGCAAGUGUCGAGACGGUUUCACGGGGGAGAGAUGCGAGAGGAGGCAGGAUCCUUGCUCCCCAAAUCCCUGUCUACUGGGUGGUCAGUGUCGACGCUUGGGGUACGAUUUCCAGUGCACCUGCCCGAUAGAUCGCGAGGGAAAGCUGUGCGAGCUGGAAAGAGGCGACGCCUGCGCUAGCAAUCCUUGUCGAAAUGGUGGUUCCUGCAGAAAGAGCCCCGACAGUUUCAGUUUCUUCUGCUUGUGUCGUGCUGGGUACAGAGGAAACCACUGCGAGGCGGUCACCGACUCUUGCAGACCGAAUCCUUGCCUCUACGGAGGCUUGUGCGUGGGAGAGAAGCCUGGGUACAGAUGCAGCUGUCCAGAAGGUCGCUACGGAAGACACUGCGAGCGAUCCACCUUUGGCUUCGAGGAACUGUCGUACAUGGCGUUCCCUGCUCUGGACUCGAACACCAACGACAUCACGAUCGUGUUCGCGACCACGAAACCGGACGCACUGUUAUUGUACAACUAUGCCCCGCAGACAGGUGGACGGUCUGACUUUGUAGUGCUGGAGCUCAUGAACGGGAGGGUAGUGUUCUCAUACGGGGGUGCAAGGAGCGCCAUUACCUCGAUUACUAUAAAAACCGAGCACUCGGUGUCUGAUGGGGAGUGGAGGAAGGUGACAGCGACCAGAAACGGACGCGUGGUGUCCUUGAGCGUGUCCAUGUGCAGGGAGCAUGGUGACAUCUGCGACGACUGUAGACCUGGGGAUGGCACGUGCUAUGCAGACGACGUUGGACCAACUGGGACCUUAAAUUUUAACAAUAACCCUCUUUUGGUGGGAGGACUGGAGAACGCGGAUCCGGUGCUCGAAAGGCCGGGGCAAGUGCAUUCUGACGACUUCGUGGGAUGCGUGCAUUCGGUUUCCAUAAACGGCAGAGCCCUGAACCUGUCCAAUCCUCUCGCGUCGCAGGGCGUCAAGUCUGCGUGCGUCAGAUCGAACAAGAAUCCCUGUCUGAGGGACGCGAAGGACUCUGUUUCCGUUUGCGGAGCUAACAUCAAGUGUUACGACAAGUGGCAUCAAGUCACGUGCCAGUGUGGCUCGCUGAACGCGCCUAAUUGCGAAGGGGCCCUCGAACCGGUCACCCUCAGCGAGGGUGGAUACGUAGAAUUCAAGAUUUCGGAAAAGCACAGAAGAAUGCAAUUAUUGGAGUACCUAUACGGAGGGUCUACUCAAUGGCACAAAAGUAGAGCGACCAGAGCAGUCAGCGAGGACGCCAGCUUCAUAAGCAACUCCUCUCCGUUCAAAACUAUUGGUAUAAUGUUCAGAACGGUGAAAACCGACGGGAUUCUCAUAUACGCGGCUACCAACAAACACUAUACAUCCGUGGAGCUCCGUGGCGGACAACUGUUCUACGCGUCCCUGCUUGGAUCGCCUGUAAACAUGUCUGCCAACAUCGAAGGGGGCCUAGCGGACGGCCACUGGCACAACCUGACCCUGCACUCCUACUUCCGUGGGCUGAGACUGUUCAUCGACGGUGUCCAAACCGGGGAUGAACUGGACUCAGCGGGUGUCCACGACUUCCUGGACCCCUACUUGUCCGUCCUAUCGAUCGGCGGAGUUAGCCAAGACCUGUACUACGCUCACAGCGCUGGCGCCAGAAGUUUCGAGGGUUGUUUGGCUAACUUCACCAUCAACAACGAGAUCCAGCCGUUCAACGGGUCCGGCUCGAUCUUCAAGGAGGCGCUGUACCACGGGAAGGUGAACACCGGAUGCAGGGGACCGAUCGGGAUCAGCGCGGCAGCCACGGCCGAUCCCCUGAGCAUCGGUAUCACCCUGGUGAUAGUUUUCUUCGUGAUUCUACUAAUCGCCAUCUUGGUCAGCUUCAUCGUCUUCCGUUUGAGACGACAAAACAAAGAGAAAUCGGCCUCCUCGGUGGUCAACAAGAACACCAACGCUAUAAUGACCGGGAACCCGCUGGUGGGCGCAGGGAACGACAACCUGAUGUCCCGCCACGAGAACACUUAUAUCUCGGACACGUCUGACCUACGGGGGGUGGGCCAUAUGGGCCCAGAAUUGAUCUCGAAGAAGUACAAGGAACGCGAGAUCAACUCUACCACGGAACAUCGUCCCCAGAGACCGGACAUAAUCGAAAGGGAGGUCACCAAGUCGCCACCGAUACGAGACGAGCAUCCCCCGCUACCCCCACCCGCUCAAACAUCCUUGCACUCUCACGAACAUAAUCAAGAGCCCGACAUGCCGGAGCACUACGACCUGGAGAACGCUAGCUCCAUCGCGCCUAGCGACAUCGACAUCGUCUACCAUUACAAAGGCUAUCGGGACGGGAUGCGGAAGUACAAAGCCACGCCACCUCCAAUCAGCAACUACACCAAUCAUCACAAGCACACGGGCCAGCAGCACAGACACGCGGGCCCGUUCCCGCCACGGGCCCUGCCGCCCCCGAACGUCAGCCAGCCGACGGGGCCCACUCAGAAGCUGCUACAGAGCACCCCGUUGGCCAGACUGUCGCCCAGCAGCGAGCUGUCCGCCCAGCAACCGAGGAUCCUGACGCUGCACGACAUCAGCGGGAAACCGUUGCAGAGCGCGCUGCUGGCGACCACCUCCUCGUCGGGGGGCGUAGGCAAGGACGCGUUGAACUCGAACAGCGAGAGGAGCCUGAACUCGCCGAUCAUGAGCCAAUUGUCAGGAUCGACGGCCAGUCGUAAGGCCCCUCAGUCGAACAACGAGAACUCCGUGAACAACGUGUCGUCGGGCCCCAUGGGCCUCACCGCCGAGGAGAUCGAGAGACUGAACUCGAGACCGAGGACCUCGAGCCUCGUGUCGACCCUGGACGCCGUGAGCUCGUCCAGCGAGGCACGGGGCCCGCCCACCCACGGGCCCCUCCACCUCCACAGACGGCACACGCCACCUGUCGAGAGGCUCGAGCGUAGGAACUCGUCCACCACCGACGAAAGUGGCAACGACAGCUUCACGUGCUCGGAGUACGACAACACGUCGCUGGUCGGCGACAAACGGUCGGACAACCCGUUCGCGAAGCAAGACGACGAGGAGGUGAACCAACGGAGCAACGAGUCCUCGCAGACGACCAAACCGCCGCUGCCGCCCAACGUAAACUACGACGGGUUCGACAGCUCGUUCCGCGGCUCGCUGAGCACUCUGGUAGCCUCCGACGACGACCUGUCCACCCACAUGGGCGGGCUGUACAGACCAUCCAACAACGGAUCGCCGUCGACGACCACCACAGCCCUCAGCUGGGACUACCUGCUCAACUGGGGCCUCAACUUCGACAGCCUCGUAGGCGUGUUCAUCGACAUCGCCGAAUUACCCGACAGUGCCAAUCGUGUUCCAAGUACGCUCAGACUGCCGGCCAGCAUACCCAAACCCUCCGAGGAGUACGUUUGA
This is a messenger RNA of Colletes gigas, 15219 nucleotides long. RefSeq names its product cadherin-related tumor suppressor (gene ft). NCBI's taxonomy places the organism in Eukaryota, Metazoa, Arthropoda, Insecta, Hymenoptera, Colletidae. Gene Ontology annotation, biological process: homophilic cell-cell adhesion. The record is from RefSeq and is a predicted model, not a curated record. Gene Ontology annotation, molecular function: calcium ion binding; cadherin binding. Bases 1 to 15219 code for a protein of 5072 amino acids. Gene Ontology annotation, cellular component: catenin complex; plasma membrane. The transcript is spliced from 22 exons.